Magallana angulata is the source of this 6612-nucleotide messenger RNA. RefSeq names its product myosin heavy chain, striated muscle-like. The record is from RefSeq and is a predicted model, not a curated record. Bases 230 to 6169 code for a protein of 1979 amino acids. The transcript has 38 exons. Gene Ontology annotation, cellular component: myosin complex. Gene Ontology annotation, molecular function: cytoskeletal motor activity; actin filament binding; ATP binding. NCBI's taxonomy places the organism in Eukaryota, Metazoa, Mollusca, Bivalvia, Ostreida, Ostreidae.
ACAGAGAAUAUGAUUGGUUGCUUUGCAACUUUAGUAAAAGUUUCCUCCAAUACGCACCAAUUUAGCUAAAUUUUGUCGACUGCUACAGUGAUUAUAAAUCUGUACGGAAGCCGAGCCUCUUAUCAGAGCAGCCUCUUCACUACUGCUGUCUGCUCGCUGUUGGCCGUGUCGUUAAGUGUUAGUUCUAUUUCUCCUUGAUUUCGUGAACAAGUUCGAAGAAACAGCAACCAUGUCGAAUGUUGGACCCUUCGAUCCUCAGGAUCCAGAUUUCCAGUAUCUGGCCGUGGACCGGAAGAAGUUACUGAAGGAACAGACCCAGCCCUUCGACGGCAAGAAAAUGUGUUGGGUGCCCGACGAGAAAGAGGGCUUUGUAGGAGCCGAAAUCCAGUCCUCUAAAGGAGAUGAGAUUACCGUCAAGACUAUUGAAAAGCAGGAGAACCGUACAGUGAAGAAGGAUGAUAUCCAACAGAUGAACCCACCCAAGUUUGAGAAGAUCGAGGACAUGGCCAACAUGACGUAUCUGAACGAAGCCUCUGUACUGCACAACUUGAGAUCUCGUUACUACCUGGGGAUGAUCUAUACCUACUCUGGACUUUUCUGUGUGGCCAUCAACCCCUACCGCCGCCUCCCCAUCUACACAGAGAGCAUCAUCGCCAAAUACAGAGGAAAGAGAAGGAUGGAAAUGCCCCCUCACUUGUUCUCAAUCGCAGACAACGCCUACCAGUUCAUGGUGCAAGAUCGUGAAAACCAGUCUAUGCUUAUCACAGGAGAGUCUGGAGCUGGUAAAACUGAAAAUACGAAAAAAGUCAUCCAGUAUUUUGCCCACGUUGCCGCUAGUUUACAAAAGAAGAGCGGAGAUGUUGAGGAAAAGAAAGAUACUAAGAAGCUCACCACCCUAGAGGAUCAGAUUGUACAGGCCAAUCCUGUACUUGAGGCCUAUGGUAAUGCCAAAACAACCAGAAACAACAACUCGUCACGAUUCGGAAAAUUCAUCAGAAUUCACUUUGGACCUACCGGGAAAAUCGCUGGAGCAGAUAUUGAAACAUACCUGCUGGAGAAAUCUCGUGUGACAUUCCAACAACCAGCCGAGAGAGACUACCACAUCUUUUACCAGCUGUUGUCUGGGGGUCUGAAGGACAUUAAAGAGCGACUCCUUUGCGAGUGUGACCCCGCCCUGUUCUCCUUCAUCAACCAGGGAGCUCUGACUGUGGAAGGCAUUGAUGACGUGGAGGAAAUGAGAAUCACUGAUGAAGCUUUUGAUAUUCUCGGGUUUACUCAAGAAGAGAAGAAUAGCAUGUACAAGUGCACUGGUGCCAUUCUCCACAUGGGAGAGAUGAAGUUCAAACAGAGGCCUCGUGAAGAGCAGGCAGAAGCUGAUGGCACUGCUGAGGCUGAAAGGGUGGCCUUCCUUUUGGGUGUCAAUGCUGGAGAUUUGUUGAAAGCUCUCCUGAAACCCAAGAUCAAGGUCGGAACCGAAGUUGUCACCCAGGGCAGAAAUAAGGACCAAGUGGUUUACUCCGUUGGUGCCCUCGCCAAGUCCAUUUACGACCGCAUGUUCAAAUGGUUGGUUAUGCGUGUCAACAAGACUCUUGACACCAAGGCCAAGAGAAACUACUACAUUGGUGUCCUGGAUAUCGCUGGUUUCGAAAUCUUCGACUUUAACAGCUUUGAACAACUGUGCAUCAACUACACCAAUGAAAGGCUUCAACAGUUCUUCAACCACCACAUGUUCAUUCUGGAACAAGAAGAAUAUAAGAAGGAGGGUAUUCAAUGGGAAUUCAUCGACUUCGGAAUGGAUCUGCAGGCGUGUAUCGAUCUCAUUGAAAAGCCUAUGGGUAUUUUGUCCAUCCUGGAAGAAGAGUGCAUGUUCCCCAAGGCCAACGAUAACACCUUCAAGGAGAAACUGUAUGCCAACCACAUGGGCAAGUCUCCCAACUUUGGAAAGCCUGGAAAAGCAUCCAAGCCUGGUCUUCCUGCACCUCACUUUGAACUGCAUCACUAUGCCGGAAGUGUGCCAUACAACAUCAAUGGCUGGUUAGAGAAGAACAAGGAUCCAAUUAACGAGACUGUCGUGGAGCUCCUCAGCCACUCCAAGGAACACCUUGUCCAGACCCUCUUCGCUUCUCAUGAUGACCCAGCUGAUGGUGGUGGCCACAAGAAGAAGAAGAAGUCCGCUUCCUUCCAGACCAUCUCAGCUCUGCACAGGGAAUCCCUGAACAAGCUGAUGAAGAACCUGUACAGCACUCACCCCCACUUUGUCCGCUGUAUCAUUCCCAACGAGUUCAAACAACCAGGCGUCAUUGAUGCUGCCCUGGUCCUGAACCAGUUGCAAUGUAACGGUGUCCUGGAAGGAAUCCGUAUUUGCAGGAAAGGAUUCCCUAGCAGAGUUAUCUACUCUGAGUUCAAACAGAGAUACUCCAUUUUGGCCCCCAACGCCAUCCCUCAAGGAUUUGCUGAUGGCAAGGUUGUCACUGAGAAAAUCCUUCUGGCCCUGCAGUUGGACCCCGCAGAGUACAGGCUCGGAAACACCAAGGUCUUCUUCAAGGCUGGUGUUCUCGGUAUGUUGGAAGAGAUGAGAGAUGAACGUCUCGGAAAGAUCAUCUCUAUGUUCCAGGCUCAUAUCCGUGGAUACCUCGUCCGCAAGCAAUACAAAAAGCUCCAAGACCAGAGAGUCGGACUUUCCAUCAUCCAGAGGAACAUCAGAAAAUGGUUGAUGCUCCGCAACUGGCAGUGGUGGAGACUGUACUGCAAAGUCAAGCCUUUGUUGAACAUUGCUCGCGCUGAAGAGGAAAUGAAGAAAAAGCUUGAGGAAAUGGAAAAGAUCAAGGAAGAACUUGAGAAAAUCAGCCGCAUCAAGAAAGAGCUUGAAGAGCAAAACGUAACCCUUCUGGAACAGAAAAACGAUAUUUACCUUCAGCUGCAGACCGAGCAAGACAGUUUGGUGGACGCUGAGGACAGAAUCGAAAAACUCAUCAAUCAGAAGGCCGACCUGGAGAGCCAGCUGAAGGAGAUGGAGGAGAGACUUCUGGACGAGGAGGACGCUGCAGCAGACCUAGAAAGCAUCAAGAAGAAGAUGGAGUCAGAAAACGACGAACUGAAGAAAGACAUUGAAGACCUAGAAAACUCUUUGGCCAAAGCUGAACAAGAAAAGGCAACUAGAGAUAACCAAAUUAAGACUCUUCAGGACGAAAUGGCAUCACAAGACGAAGUAAUUGCUCGCCUCAAUAGAGAUAAAAAGAGUAUGGAUGAGGGUACAAAACAGCUCAACGAGAAACUUCAGGCCGAGGAAGACAAGGUCAAUCACCUCAACAAACUUAAACAGAAGUUGGAGUCUACUCUAGAUGAGCUCGAGGACAAUCUGGAGAGAGAGAAGAAAGUGAGAGGUGACGUUGAAAAGGCCAAGAGGAAGCUUGAGCAAGAUUUGAAAUCCACUCAGGGCGCUGUGGAAGAUCUCGAACGCAUUAAACGCGACCUCGAGGAAGCCAAUAGAAAGAAAGAUGCCGAGAUUGCCAACAUGAACGCUCGUCUGGAAGAUGAGGGUGGACUCGUGGCUUCUCUACAGAGGAAAAUCAAGGAGCUUCAGGCCAGGAUUGAGGAACUUGAGGAGGAAUUGGAAGCUGAAAGGGCUGCAAGAACAAAGGUCGAGAAACAACGUGCUGAAGUUACUAGAGAACUCGAAGAUCUUAGCGAACGUCUUGAUGAGGCUGGUGGUGCAACUUCCGCUCAGAUCGAGUUGAACAAAAAGAGGGAACAAGAACUGUUGAAGCUUCGCCGUGAUUUAGAGGAAUCGACUCUUCAACAUGAAGCACAGGUCUCCUCUCUUCGCAAGAAGCAAACUGACACCGCUAAUGAAAUGGCUGACCAAAUCGACCAACUUCAGAAAGCUAAAUCUAGAUUUGAAAAAGAGAAAAAGGAUCUGCACAGAGAAUGUGAAGAUCUGCAAGCUCAAAUACAACAUGUUACUAAACAAAAGGGAGCUGUUGAUAAGGUUACCAAGCAUCUCGAAAGCCAACUUUCAGAGGCGAAUGCUAAAAUUGAGGAAGCCAACAGACAGAUCCAAGACCUCAAUAACCAGAGGUCCAAGUACAGUCAGGAGUCCACAGACCUUGCCGCUCAACUUGAGGAUGCCGAACACCGAAUCGGCGCUCUUACCAAGGAGAAGGUUGCUCUUGCUAGCCAGUUGGAGGAAGCCAGACGUUCUCUUGAUGAGGAAACAAGAGCCAGACAGAAGUUGCAGAGCGACGUUAGGAACCUGAAUGCUGACAUCGACACCCUCCGUGAACAGCUGGAGGAAGAGCAGGAGUCCAAAUCAGACAUGCAGCGACAACUGUCCAAGGCCAACACCGAGGUACAGAUGUGGCGAGCCAAGUUCGAGGGAGAGGGUACAGCCCGUGCUGAGGAACUUGAAGAGGCAAAGAGGAAGCUCAUGGCCAAGCUUCAAGAGGCCGAGCAAAAUGCAGAGGCAUCUGAGGCCAAGGUUAGCGCUUUGGAGAAGGCCAAAGCCAGACUGCAGGGCGAGAUGGAAGAUCUGAUGAUCGAUGUCGAGAGAGCCAACGCCAACGCCAACUCCCUGGAGAAGAAACAGCGUGCCUUCGACAAAACCAUUCAAGAAUGGCAGCAAAAGGUUAAUGAUCUUCAACAGGAACUUGAAAAUGCCCAGAAAGAGGCCCGUGGUUACUCUGCCGAGCUCUUCCGUGUUAAGGCCCAAUAUGAAGAAAGCCAAGACUCUAUUGAACAAUUGCGAAGGGAGAACAAGAACCUUGCUGAUGAAAUCCACGAACUGACUGAUCAACUCUCUGAGGGAGGUCGCAGCGUUCACGAAGUUGAGAAAGCAAAACGCCGUCUGGAAAUGGAAAAGGAAGAGCUCCAGGCAGCUCUGGAAGAAGCUGAAGCAGCUCUAGAACAAGAGGAAGCUAAAGUGAUGCGUUCUCAGCUGGAGAUCUCUACUAUCCGAUCUGAGAUUGACCGCAGGCUUCAGGAGAAGGAGGAAGAAUUCGAAAACACUCGUCGUAACCACCAACGUGCAAUGGAUUCCAUGCAGGCAAGUCUUGAAGCUGAGGCCAAGGGCAAAGCUGAAAACAUGAGAAUCAAGAAGAAAUUAGAACAGGACAUUAACGAACUUGAAAUUGCUCUUGAUGCUGCCAACAGAGGAAAGGCUGAUUUGGAGAAGAACGUUAAAAAGUACCAACAACAAAUCAAGGAAAUGCAAACUCAAAUCGAAGAGGAGCAACGCCAGAGAGAGGAGGCCCGUGAAUCUUACAAUAUGGCUGAGCGCCGCUGCAUGAUGCUUCAAGGUGAAGUUGAGGAACUCAGAACAGCCCUUGAACAAGCUGAGAGGGCAAGAAAAGCAGCAGAGAGCGAACUCUCUGAAGCCAACGAACGUGUGAAUGAACUUUCUGCCCAAGUGUCCUCUUUCCAAGGACAGAAGAGGAAACUUGAAAGCGAUAUCCAGGCUAUGCAGACCGAUCUUGAUGAAAUGAACAACGAAGUGAAGGCCGCUGAUGAACGCGCUAAGAAAGCUGUGGCUGACGCCGCUCGUCUCACCGACGAACUCCGCGCCGAACAGGAGCACAGCCAGCAGAUUGAGAAGUUCCGUAAGGGAUUAGAAGGACAAAUUAAGGAGCUUCAAGUCAGACUUGAGGAGGCCGAGGCUCAGGCACUCAAAGGAGGAAAGAAGAUGAUCGCCAAACUAGAACAAAGAGUAAGAGAACUUGAAGGAGAACUUGACAGCGAACAGAGAAGACACGCCGAGACCCAGAAGAACAUGCGCAAGGCCGAUCGCCGUAUGAAAGAACUGGCCUUCCAAGCUGACGAGGACCGCAAGAACCACGAGAGACUGCAGGAACUCAUUGAAAAACUGCAGAAUAAGAUCAAGACAUACAAGAGACAAGUCGAAGAGGCUGAGGAGAUCGCCGCUAUCAACCUUGCCAAGUACCGCAAGGUACAGCAUGAGCUCGAGGACGCCGAGGAGAGGGCCGAUACCGCCGAGGGCUCGCUUUCCAAGCUCCGUGCCAAGAACAGGAGCUCUGUGUCUGUUACCCGCACCUCUGUGUCAUCUUCCUCAAUGGGCCCAAUUGUUGGGCGAGGGGGUAGCGUUGCCCCAGUCGUUGGCCGCGGGGGUAGUAUUGCCAGGGCCGAUAGGGCAGCAUCCUCUGUUGCUCCUAAAUAAAUGAUCGGUCCCAUUUGUAAAGGGGCCAAGCUCGAACCCAAAUUUUCUGUCACCACGCAUGCGCGCAUCUUCUUCUUAUCGCUCUGUCACCCCUUCUUUUGAUAUUAAUGACAGCUAUUGAAAAGUGCCGGAAUUGUGCAAUAUGUAGCUUUAGCAAAUGCGCCCCAUCGUCAACAAAUAGACACUGUGAGAUUACCAAUGGGAAAAAGAACGAUAAAAUAAAUUUUAUUAAUAUUUAGCAUGGACUCUCUGUGAAUGUGCAGUUUUUUUUUUUAUUUAUACAUUGUUCAUUUUGUCUUGAAGUCUUAUAAUCGGGUACAGCGUCUAUCACUUCUGUAGGUUGGAGUGUACUCGAUGUAUUAGCACAAUGAAACAACGAUUUAUAUUUUUUUGGUUUCUGUUGUGUUUUGUGACAUAGACAAUAAAGCUAUUGUAUUUAUUAA